ACGGUCACACCACCGUCGCCACCACCGACAGAACCUGCAGCGGCAGUGUCCAACACCGCAAUGCCGCCGCCGGCGUCGGCAGCACCAGAGAAGAAAAAGAGCAAGAAGAAGAAGAAGGUGAAGAUGGAGAAGGUGAUGGCCAAGGAGGAGGAGCUGUCCAAAGCAAAAUGCGAGGAGGGGGCCGAUGGAACACUGGACGCGGCGGACGGCAAUGACGACGAUGACAGCGCGCCGACAAAGGCGCCGAAGACUGGCCUGGGGCUGAAGCUGGACACCGACGACGUGCUCAAGGAGUGGUCCGGCAAAGGGUCUAUGUUCGCGGAGGGCGGCGCGCCGGAUUCGUCGGAGUCUGCCGCCGAAGUGCGGGCCAAACUUGCAGACAUCGACUUGUUUCCUGAGAACGGGUCCGGCGGCAUCAGGGAAGCAAGGGUGAUGAGGUACAAGGAGAAGCGGCGCAACCGGCUGUUCUCGAAGAAGAUCCGGUACCAGGUGCGGAAGGUGAACGCCGACUGCCGGCCUCGGAUGAAGGCAAGCACUACUAGAACUGAUGCUUGAAAGAAUAAAAAGUUGCAGUAUAAUAUUUGGAAGGUUUGUUAGGAGCCCAUCUCUUCUGCAGCAAGCCCUGGAGGAAGAGAGCUAGAUAUAGUGAUACUUGUUGCUAGCCUUUAAAUGGACACCUCUUUUUUGGCCCUUUUUAGCUUCUCUCAUUAGCCAAGAGACCUCAGUGAGUGAGUGAGUUUUUUGUUCCCUCCCCUUUUUUUCUUUUCUUUUCUUUGUGUUUCGGAGUUUUGCUUUGCGGAGAGAGGAGGAUAGUGAUGCCCAGUUGCCAUGGGGAUCAGAGAUCAGGUCAGGUCACAUAGUUUUUAUGUCUCGGGUUUACAAUGUGAGGUAAAGGAAGGAAAUAAAGUGAUGCUAGAAUAUUACAGUCAUA
Molecule: messenger RNA, 931 nt
Organism: Triticum urartu
Lineage: Eukaryota; Viridiplantae; Streptophyta; Magnoliopsida; Poales; Poaceae
Source: RefSeq, a predicted model, not a curated record